AUGACUGUAAAGGAUGGAAGGAUCAAAGAUGAUCAAUAUACUUACAUGGUUCUGGGUUAUGGAAAAAUUGACUUGGCUCACAUGCUUUCACAAAAAUGGAAGGAGGUGGAAAGUUUAAGUUUAGAAAUAGAUGAUAAUUGGCUCCGAUUCUAUUGGCAGCAAAUGCUUGAAGCUAUUAAUACCAUACAUGAGGAGCGUAUUGUUCACUCGGAUUUGAAGCCUGCGAAUUCCCUGUUCGUCAGAGGAUCCUUGAAGCUUAUUGAUUUUGGCAUUGCAAAAGCUAUACUGAGUGAUACAACCAACAUACAACGUGAUGCUCAGAGAGGACAUGGAAGCUUACCUGAAAUUCAAAGAGGAAUUGAGAAGGAGGAGGGGUCCGCCGAAAUAAAAUCCACAAGUGCUCAAGUCAAGCUGGCCGAAACCCUAGAUCUGAAUCCCCCUUUGCUCGAAUCCAAGUGGGAAGAAGAGGAGUUGAUGGGUUUUAAAGGGGGGAGCUUUGAUUUGUUUAGAACUCUUGAGGAAGAAGAGCUCUCAAAGAACUGGAACUCAAGGGAAGAAACCGAAGUGGGGAAGAAGAAGCUGGAACUAAAAAUUUAA
This is a messenger RNA of Asparagus officinalis (garden asparagus), 597 nucleotides long. RefSeq names its product probable serine/threonine-protein kinase MPS1 homolog. The record is from RefSeq and is a predicted model, not a curated record. Gene Ontology annotation, molecular function: protein serine/threonine/tyrosine kinase activity; ATP binding; protein serine/threonine kinase activity. The coding region runs from base 1 to 597 and encodes 198 amino acids. The transcript has 2 exons. Lineage: Eukaryota; Viridiplantae; Streptophyta; Magnoliopsida; Asparagales; Asparagaceae. Gene Ontology annotation, cellular component: kinetochore; spindle; nucleus. Gene Ontology annotation, biological process: protein localization to kinetochore; mitotic spindle assembly checkpoint signaling; meiotic spindle assembly checkpoint signaling.